This is a messenger RNA of Boleophthalmus pectinirostris (great blue-spotted mudskipper), 1403 nucleotides long. Its product is annotated as outer dynein arm-docking complex subunit 1-like. The record is from RefSeq and is a predicted model, not a curated record. The transcript has 12 exons. The coding region runs from base 114 to 1403 and encodes 429 amino acids. Lineage: Eukaryota; Metazoa; Chordata; Actinopteri; Gobiiformes; Gobiidae.
AAAACAUUCCCCAUUUAGCGAACGUUAACUAACUUAAUUAAAGAUUUUUCAAGACUUUAUUUAAAGAUUUUUUUAAGACUUUAAUUCAAGAUUUUGGACAUUGGAGUGUGAAAAUGCAGAAAGGUAAAGCACCUGCCAGUCAGGACGCUGAUGCUACAGAGGAGCAGAGAGAGCAGUACACCAAACUGCGUUCCAGACUUAGGCAGCUGGAGACAGAAAGAGAAGUCCAAAGACGCCAGGCCCAGAACCAGAUCUGGAAACAGGAGCAGGAGAUAGAGAGGCUGGUGUUGGAGCAGGACAGACUGAAGAGGGAGCUGAGCAUGAGGAACGGAGGUAUCGAGCAGAACUGCGAGCAGGAGACUGCGGACAAACUGCAGGAGCUCAUGCAGCACUGCACCAGCAUCGACCAAGAGCUGGAGUCAGAGGCCCAGAAGCAAAAGGACCUCAACAAACAGAUCUCGGACUUGCAGCCGAUGUUGUUGGAUCUGAGGAAAGACAAAGAAGACGCGCAGAGGUCCAGGAGGAAGAACAUCAAGCAACGGCGCAUCCUGGAGGACAAAGUGCACCGGGCCACGACAAAGUUUAACGAGCAGGUGAGCAGGAACAGUGAGCUGCGGAAGGAGAUACAGACCGUGAUUGGAGACAUGGCGCGCUGGCAGGCUAUGAUCAAGAGCAAGAAGAAGGAGGCCCUUGAGCUUCGAGAGGCGAUAAAAACUACCACUGAUGAGUAUCUUGCUGCGUGUGAAGCCAGCGUUCGGUCUCACCAGAAGAGUGCAGAAAUGAGAGAGACGCUCGCGAAGGAGCGGACGGACUAUGACACCGAGAUGCAGAGACUUCAACUCGUCGACAACUACGAGGACGCCCUGACACACUUCAUCUCGACCAAACAAGACGGGAGAGAGCCCAGCCACGGACACAGACAGGUGACGAAGACGAAGGAGACGAAGGAAAGCCCGGAGGAAGUGCUCGAUCGGAUCCGCUCCGUGACGGGAGAGGAGAACGUGGACAACUGUGCUGAGGACCACAUCGUCACCGUCUUCAAAUCUGUGAACGAACAGAACAACGAGAUCGCGUUGAGCGACGGCAUCGAGCAGGUCCAGGCGGAGCUGGAGAAGUUCGAGGUGAGGAGUCAGGAGAGGAAGCAGAGGCACAGAGUCAAAAUUGCGGAGCUCUCCAAGCAGCUGGAGGAGGUGGAGGAAAGAACGGCGCACUAUGAAGAACAGGCCAGGGUCAAAAGUGACAUCCUGGAACGCCUCAAAACAGGGCUGAGCUCCAUCUCCUCGAAGAUCGACUGUGACAAGGGUGAGGACGACUUCAGCUCGCUUAUGGGGGCCGUGGACCAGAGGACCAAUGAGAUGCUCACCAUAAAGGCCUGGCUGGACAAAGAGCGUGAGAGCCAUUAA